This is a messenger RNA of Carya illinoinensis, 855 nucleotides long. RefSeq names its product pentatricopeptide repeat-containing protein At2g20710, mitochondrial-like. The record is from RefSeq and is a predicted model, not a curated record. Bases 1 to 855 code for a protein of 284 amino acids. Gene Ontology annotation, cellular component: mitochondrion. NCBI's taxonomy places the organism in Eukaryota, Viridiplantae, Streptophyta, Magnoliopsida, Fagales, Juglandaceae. Gene Ontology annotation, molecular function: protein binding. The transcript has 3 exons.
AUGACUGAAAAAAGGUACUUUGACCUUUCAUCCCGUGAUAUUGCCAUCCAACUAGACCUGAUUGCAAAAGUUCAUGGGAUAGAACAAGCUGAGAAUUAUUUCAGUAAUGUGCCAAUAAAGUUUAGAGCUCUCGAGGUUUAUGGUGCUUUUCUCAUCUGCUACGCCCAUGUUAAACACGUGGGGAAGGCAGAAGCUAUUAUGCAGAAAAUGAGAGAUUUGGGGUUGGAUAGGACAACAGUGCUCAGCGCCUACGCAGCUGCUUCCAACUUCAAGGGAAUCAACAAGAUUCUAAGAAGGAUUGAAUCCAAUCCUAUUGGUAUUUUGAAUUGGACUGUUUAUGCUAUUGCUGCAAAUGCAUACGCAAAAGCUGGGCUUUUGGAAAAGGCUUCGUCAAUGCUAAAGAAAUCCGAGAGAUUGAUAACUGCCAAAAAGAGGGCUUUAGCAUUUGACUACCUUCUCACACAAUACGCGGCAAUAGGUAAGAAAGAUGAAGUGGUAAGACUCUGGGAGGUUUACAAGAUGGAGGGUGCUGAGAAGAUAUAUAAUGAGUGGGAAUCCAGAAAAUUAACCCAUGAUAUCAGGAUUCCCAACCACUUGAUUGAUGCGUUUUGCAAAAAAGGACUUCUGGAAAAGGCCGAAGCCCUUGUAAACCGGAUAAUGGUCAUGAAAGGAAUAAAGCCUAAUGUAUGGACUUACUAUUAUUUGGCAACAGGGUACAUUCAGAUUGAUCAAACUAAAAAGGGAGUCGAAGCAAUGAAGGAAGCAAUUCUGGUCUCUGAGUCGUGGUGGAAGCCAAGCAAGGAAAGCUUGGCUGCCUGUCUGGAGUACUUCGAAUGCAAAGGAGACGUGGAGUGA